This is a messenger RNA of Amaranthus tricolor (Joseph's coat), 1670 nucleotides long. RefSeq names its product cell division protein FtsY homolog, chloroplastic. Gene Ontology annotation, biological process: SRP-dependent cotranslational protein targeting to membrane. Gene Ontology annotation, molecular function: GTPase activity; GTP binding; ATP hydrolysis activity. The coding region runs from base 119 to 1222 and encodes 367 amino acids. NCBI's taxonomy places the organism in Eukaryota, Viridiplantae, Streptophyta, Magnoliopsida, Caryophyllales, Amaranthaceae. The transcript has 11 exons. Gene Ontology annotation, cellular component: membrane. The record is from RefSeq and is a predicted model, not a curated record.
GUUUUUAAUGAUGUUUAGCUAAGCAAAACGGCGGCGCCCUUCUUUAUCCGCAAUUCCGCAUCGUGUCUUCAACUCUUCCACCUUCAUCGCACAGUAAAAAACCUCAAAAACUAUAACAAUGGCGGUUACUUCAUCAUCUUCCUCACUCUCUCUCUUCUCAAAUCCUCAAUCCAAACUCAGCAACCCUCAAUUCCUUAAUCUUCCUUCAACAAUUCGACCGACUACAAGUCGGUUUAAAUGCAGUGCCACUGGACAAACCGGUUUCUUUACCAAACUGGGACGAUUAAUUAAGGAGAAAGCGAAAAGUGAUGUCGAGAAGAUUUUCUCAGGGUUUUCGAAAACUCGCGAUAAUCUAGCUGUCAUCGAUGAACUUCUCUUGUACUGGAAUCUCGCUGAUACUGACCGCGUUCUCGAUGAACUCGAAGAGGCCUUGCUUGUGUCAGAUUUUGGACCGAAAAUUACUAUUAAGAUUGUGGAAUCUUUGCGCGAAGAUAUUUUGGCUGGUAAGCUUAAAUCUGGACCUGAAAUCAAGGAUGCCUUGAAGAAGAGUGUUCUUGAGUUGCUAACUAAUAAAGGAAGCAAGACAGAACUUCAGCUGGGAUUCAGGAAACCUGCUGUAGUCAUGAUUGUUGGUGUCAAUGGAGGUGGAAAAACUACUUCCCUUGGCAAGUUGGCCCAUAGAUUGAAGAAUGAAGGAGCUAAGAUACUGCUGGCAGCAGGUGACACAUUUCGUGCUGCUGCCAGUGAUCAGCUUGAGAUCUGGGCUGAACGGACAGGUUGCGAGAUUGUUGUAGCAGAAAAAGAGAAAGCAAAAGCAGCAUCAGUUCUUUCACAGGCCGUAAAGAAGGGGAAGGAAGAAGGAUAUGACAUUGUCCUGUGUGACACAUCUGGACGUCUUCAUACUAAUUACAGCCUCAUGGAGGAGUUGAUUGCUUGUAAAAAAGCUGUGAGCAAAGUUGUUUCUGGUGCUCCUAACGAAAUUCUGCAAGUUUUGGAUGGAACAACGGGUUUAAAUAUGCUUCCUCAGGCAAGGGAAUUCAACGAUGUUGUUGGAGUUACUGGAUUAAUCUUGACAAAACUUGAUGGUUCUGCACGAGGUGGCUGUGUGGUUAGUGUGGUUGAUGAGCUUGGCAUUCCAGUGAAAUUUGUCGGUGUUGGUGAAAGCCUGGAAGACCUUCAACCUUUUGAUGCUGAAGCCUUUGUUGAUGCCAUUUUCUCAUGAUGUAUAUUUGGUAAAAAACUGAGAGCUGAACCCAAUGGCCCUAUUAUUUUCAGCACAUAUCUGAAACAGCCUCUCCUUCGCAAGAGUAAGGCUGUGCACAUUCAGGUAUCGAGCCCCUUAACCCUGUAUAGGCAGAAGCCGCAUAGUGAUAUUGGGGCAAUGUAUGUUGUUCAUCACGUUACUUGAGCGAUUAAAAUUAGUCAUCAAAGUAAUUUUAUUUUAAAUCCACUGAAAAGAAAGCAUUCUUUGAGUUUAUUACAAAACGAUCUCUUGAAUAGCUAAGAUUUAAGGGUGGAUCCUUUGCACAAUUGGAUGAUGGUGAUUUCUAUUGAUGACCCAGUGUAUAGAUCGUAAAUUCGUAAUUUUGUUUCUUGCUAAAAGUGGAAAUUAUUUGUUGAAGAAUUUUCAAUGAAUGAUCUCUAUUAUAGACUUCAUGAAUCUUGGUUCA